AUGAGCUUAGGGGAUAUUCACAAGAGGUUAAAGGAAGCGAUAUACAACUACGGCACACCAGAGGCAUUUAUCCCUUACGACAGGGUCCGAGAGGUAUGGGCCGGGGAUCGGCUGGAACGGUUUCUGAUGGCCCAUGAUCCAACCCUGCAUCCAUCACAUAUAGAUGAAGCGCGAGAGGGCUUGCUGUGUAUGAUAUCCAUCCUCGCCGGUGUCGUUCCUCGAGAUUGGUCAGGAUGGUCGAGGUUCAAACAAAUUUUCUUCCCGCCAAAUAAUGUUGACCGCGAUCGUCGCCGCGACAAAAAUAUCCCCAAUUUCACCAAGAAGGAACUUAAAGAUAACUCCUUUCUUGGCGAUACCAACCUGGCCACCCACUUCGUGGGUCAUAUGUGGACUUACUUUCCAAUAGUCCUCAAUGAGAAUAGAGAGGUUUCUUAUGGAAAGCAUGAACGGUUGCCACUGCGGCAGGAGAAGGAGCCUGUGGUUCGAGACGGUGGCUUCGGGGAAGUGACCAGGGAGAUCAUACCUCCGAACCAUAUUAUCCUGGGCCAUGUGGGUGAUCACCGGGGUAUACCCGAGGCGCCUUAUUCAAAGGAACUCAUAGUUGCCCGAAAACGUUUCCCCGAGAAGAGAUUUCAGGUUGAAAUGAAACAAUUGAAACUUCUCCGAUCAAGCCCGACCAAGCACGAGCGAAUCGUUUCCCAUCUUGCGAUGUUUUUCAUUGGAAAGGACUUGAACAUCAUCAUGCCAUGGGCACACAUGGACUUGGAAGAUUUCUUGACCGGAGGUUACAAUGAGAUGCCAAGUACCACAGAUCUCCUGAAAGAUCUAAUCCAGGAGUCCAGAGGGGUUGCAUCUGCCAUUCACUUCCUCCACAAAAAUCUCCAACUUGAAAGUCUAGGGGAGGACUCUCGCCACGUAGCUAUCUGCCACGCAGAUCUCAAGCCCCGGAAUAUUUUGGUAUUCGAGCAGGAGGGCUCUUCUACUGGAGUUUGGCGAAUUUCCGACUUCGGCGUCUCGCGAGUAGCAAAGCGUGUUCUAUCAGGAACUGGGAGGCGUGACUCAGGAUACUCCGCUAGCCUAAUUGACCAUCCUCCCAGAGGGGGUCCCUACCGGGCACCAGAAGCUACUUCUCAACGAAGGAGCGACGUCUGGUCGUUCGGGUGCAUACUGGUGCGCGUUUUCGCCUUGGGUCUUGAUCCUGAAAGUCUGCCCGAACUUGACGAAAGGCGAAAGGAAUCGCCCGACGGACACGCCUUCGACGAUUCUUUCUAUCGAGGAGAACCCCCAGCUCUUAACUCUACUGUCAAAACUUGGAUUGAGGAGUUGUCAACCCGAUAUCGCUCUUCCCUCAACCCGGAUGUCCCUGAGAAAAUGCAGAAUCUUCUAAGCUCAAUGCUUCAGAUAGAUUUCCAGCAACGCGCAUCGGCACGUGAUGUUCGAACCGGUUUACAAGCACUUUAUCACUCUCACACACGUUCAAAAUCUGAUACGUUGCCGUCUACUCAGAUUAAUCUGCGAGACUCACUAAGCGGAUCUUCAACCAUGUCAGGCAUGUCUCAAAGCAGUACUGAUUUUACCAGUAUCAGCAUAAACCACCCACCUCGGUCAGUAAAAGACGUGGGCGUUCUUGUCAAUGUCAUGAAAUACGAGGACAUCAACCAAGUCCGUCAAAUUCUGGAAGACGAGGUUGAUGUUGAACAGACCUACGAGGGAGACCGACCUUUGAUCCAUGCUAUUAAAAUGACCAAUGCUGCUAUAAUCAAAGAGCUUUCCAAGUAUCAACGAAAAUCUCACAACCGAAACUUGGACGUACGAACCCUCUCGUCCCACAACCAAACGCCACUCUAUCUUGCCGUUGGCAUGGGUGAUGUCGACACUGUAAGAGCUGUGAUGGAUGCUGAUCUCGAUCCUGAUAUUGAUGCGGAAACCGGUUCUGACUCCAACGCCGGUACCAAAUCUCUGUUGAACGAACUGUGCGAGGGCAAAACUCCACUCAUGCACGCAGCCUUCCUUGGUCAUGCCAGCGUUGUCUCAUUUCUUUUGGAGAGAGGUGCAGACUACAGAAUCUGCGUCCAACAAGAGAAGUUUAACUGCCUUCACUUUGCGGUGAAACCCGGCAAUCGAGCCCAAGCAGACGUCAUCAAGGCCUUUAAGCGCAAGAUGGUCUUUGAUCAGCUUCCGCCUGAUGCUACAGUCGAUGGCGAAGGAACUCUAUCAAAACAGAAAUCAUAUCCGACGCCAAUGAUGCUGCACAUCAACCUUGCGCCGGAGGAUUCAUAUAGCUCUUUAGGGCCAGACUCUGUGUGGGGCAGAAAGUUCAAGGCACUGUUGGACGGGGGAGCAGAUUUGAAUAGAACAUACAACUCAGGACUCCGCAAUUUGGAGAAGAACUCUUUGCAAUAUGCUGUACAGGAAGCGAAGCCCGUGCUUGUCCAGGUGCUUGUUGGUGCGGGUGCAACCCUUCCAAUGGGCUACGUUAUACCACCAGGAAGCUCUCGCGACAUGAAGAAAUUGCUCAAGAAUGUACUGAGAGAACGUCCGCGCACAAGGUCUUAA
Messenger RNA from Penicillium hordei, 2556 nucleotides. RefSeq names its product ankyrin repeat and protein kinase domain-containing protein. NCBI's taxonomy places the organism in Eukaryota, Fungi, Ascomycota, Eurotiomycetes, Eurotiales, Aspergillaceae. The transcript has 2 exons. Gene Ontology annotation, biological process: protein phosphorylation. Bases 1 to 2556 code for a protein of 851 amino acids. Gene Ontology annotation, molecular function: protein binding; protein kinase activity; ATP binding. The record is from RefSeq and is a predicted model, not a curated record.